UAGCUGUGAAACGUCAACCAAUCAGAGGAGAAGCAGUUUCUCUACUUGCUUCAUAAUUCUACGCCGGUUGUCCCCGCCCGCAUCGGCUUACUAUGCGAAGUUGCCAAUUGUCACGUGGGUUAUUAAUAUUUGAAAAGAUAUUUCUUCUUGAUUGCCCGAAAAAAUUUUUCCAAUUAAUAUGGGUAAGAAAGACAAAAAUAAGAAGAAAGUGAGCGGUAGUGUGAAAACUGCAUUAAAAACUGAAAAGAAAUUAAGCUCGAAACAGAAAAAGGAAUUAGUCGCACUGGGUGAGGACGACAUUGAAAAUGUGAUAGCCGAAAUCGAAAAGGAAGAAGCUCGAAGGCAACGUGUUGUUGAAAAGCCGGUGGAACCACCGUCUCGACGUGUUAAUUUUAGUUUAACAGCACAUCCUUUUAAAGAUGAGCUUAUUAUGCACGGAGGAGAAUUUCAUGAUGGACGAACGACGUUUGUUUAUGGAGAUAUGUUUACGUAUAACAUAAACAAAAACGAAUGGACUGUGAUAAGAGCACCUGGGGCUCCACCCCCCCGUUGCGGUCAUCAAAUGGUAGCGAUACCAACGAAUAGAGGGGAACUAUGGGUAUUCGGUGGUGAAUUCUCUAGCCCAUCGGAAUCGCAAUUUUAUCAUUACAAGGACUUAUGGGUCUAUCGAAUUGAAGAUAAAAAAUGGGAAAAGAUUCAGGCUGUUGGUGGUCCAUCUGCUAGAAGCGGUCAUAGAAUGGUUCAUGUAAAAAGACAAUUGAUAGUUUUUGGCGGCUUUCAUGAUAAUUUGAGGGAUUACAAAUAUUUUAAUGAUGUGUACUCGUUUCACCUUGAAACAUAUACUUGGCAAAAGAUUGAAUUAACUGGUAACCCGCCACUUCCAAGAUCUGGCUGUAUAGUGUUGCCAACGCCUGAAAAUAAAUUACUUGUAUACGGUGGUUACAGUAAAGACAGAAUAAAGAAGGAUGUGGAUAAAGGACACAUUCACGACGACAUGUUUUUAAUGACCCCUGAAAGGAAUGAUCAAACUGGUUUAAAAUGGAAGUGGAUGUCUGUAAAACAGGGCGGAGUGAGACCAUCGCCUCGUUGUAGUGCGUCAGCUGUUCUCGUUCAAUCGAGUUUAGCAUAUAUGUUUGGCGGGGUAUUCGAUGAAGAAGACAACGAAGAAGAACUUCAUGGAAGAUUUUAUAAUGAUCUAAUGGCAUUAGACUUGGAGAAAUUACAAUGGCACACGGUGACGUUAACUGGAAAGAAAGACGUAACUGCACGACGUCGCAGAAGAAAAGUGAGAGAAGCUGAUGAAGAAGAAAAUAAUAGCCAAAAUGAGGAAGAUAGUGAUAAUGAAGUUGAAAAAUCAUCGCUUGCCCCGAUUCAAUCGACAAUUACCGACGAAGAUGGGAUAUUCACGAUGACAAUAGGACCAACUACGAGUGGUCCUGUUAUACAGAAGAAAGACAGCGUUUCAGAAAAUAUGUUUGUGCCAUGCCCAAGAAUAAAUCCGGGUCUUGCUAUCAAGCAUAAUAUUUUAUACUUGUACGGCGGUAUAUUUGAGGACGGAGACCAUCAGUAUACGCUGAACGAUUUCUACAGCUUGGAUUACCGUAAAUUAGAUGAAUGGAGGACAAUAAUGGCAGAUGACGUAUCUUCACAAACAUGGUAUAAUUCCAGUAGUUCAAGCUCGGAAGACGAAAGCAGCGAUACUAACGAUAACGAUGAAAACAAUCGUGACAAUGAACAACCGAGGGAUCCUGGAAAUAGACGUAUGUAAAAUAUAUGAAAUAUAAGCUUUGCGAAGAUCAAUUAUAUGAUAUAGGACUAAAGUUUACCUGUGCAGUAAUAAACAAUACACAAUGGGAACUUAAGCGAUGAUAUACGCCAUUCUUAUCUUCUGUGUGAUCACUUUUCAAAGACACAUAAAUAUUGAAGAUUUUGCUUCCUCCUUUAAUAAAGUGUAUAAUCUCGUUGUAAAAUUGAAAAUCUUCAGAAUCACAAGUUAGAAUGUGAACUAUGAAUAAAAAUACUUUUUUAAUGUUACUGUAAAAUAGUAUGUUUCCUUAUAUACGCGCGUACAUAAGUGUGCAACAAAUUACCUUCUGGGUUUAAUUUUUUACUAAUAUUAGCUGUUAUAGACCUAAUUUCUAAAAUCAUAUCUUUAACCUCCUGUAUUCUUUUAUCGAGUAUGUCGUUCUUCCAUGUAUGAAACUGUGACGACAAUAAAAAAAAAAAAUGUGAUAUUGA
Molecule: messenger RNA, 2238 nt
Organism: Megalopta genalis
Lineage: Eukaryota; Metazoa; Arthropoda; Insecta; Hymenoptera; Halictidae
Product: kelch domain-containing protein 4
Molecular function (GO): protein binding
Source: RefSeq, a predicted model, not a curated record